CCCAUUUCUCGUGAAAGCCUACGUGACAAAGAAUUUCAUCCCUCUCUCUUCCUUCCUUCCCUAUUCCUCUACUCCCUUCAGUUCAGAGUCUCAGACACACAAACCCCUCUCUCUCUCUCUCUCUCUCUCUCUCUACUCUCUACUCUCUACUCUUUCUCCCAUUUUCUUGUUUGGUUGUGCAAUCAUGGCUUCUCUUUCUGCAAGUAAAAUGAUAUGAUAUGGGCAUUUUCCAUGUACAAAAUCACAACCCAUGUUCCAUAUAUAAUUCAAUCAUCUUCAUACCUCUGUUGUUUGCUUCCUCUUGUUUUUCUCUCUGCACUCUACUGUAGCAGUAGCUCUUCCUUUCAUUUGGGUAUUCAAUCAGUUCCAACCCUGAAAAAAAAAACCCCUUGAUUGGUGUGCUUUUCUUUUUACUUGUUCCUCUUAAACUUGAGGGAUACCCCUACAAAUUAAGGGAUUGGGUUUGCUCUCUGAUGCAAUGCUGAAAUGGGUUUUCUCAAAAAAGUUGACAGCUGAUUUGGGGUCAUGGUUUUUCAUGCGAGUACCUUCAAUGGUGGGUUUGAUUCUCUGAGCAAGAAGAAAAACUGACAUUUGGUUGCAAGUUCAGAAGCUGAAUACUAAAUCAUUGAAGAAAAAAAAAGUUGGGUUUUGGAGGUUGAAGGGUUUUAUGUAUGCCCUUGUCACUGUUUUGGAGUUUGGAGAAGAAAGUUGAGUUCUUUUCCACAGGGAAGUGUUCCAGACAACCCAAAUAUGGUGGUUUUGUGCUUGUUCUGUGUUCUUCUUGUUGGGUUUCUAUCCGAGUCCCAUCUUGUGGCUGCUCAGCUUUAUGAUCAAGCUACAUUGCUCGCCAUUACCGAAGAGCUCGGAGUACUCGGAUGGGGUGGCAACAGCUCAGAUUACUGCUCUUGGCCUGGCGUUGGAUGCGGUUUGAACCAUUCUAUGGUCGAAAAGCUUGAUCUUUCGCACCACAGCCUCCGAGGUAAUGUGACUCUUGUUUCUGAGCUCAAAGCUCUGAAGAGGCUUGACCUCUCUUACAAUGAUUUCCAUGGAUCAAUUCCUUCAGCUUUUGGAAAUUUGUCACAGCUUGAAUUUCUUGAUUUGUCUUUGAAUAAGUUCGGAGGUUCAAUUCCGCCGGAGCUGGGUAAACUCAGAAACCUUAGAUCAUUGAACCUCUCCAAUAACUUUCUUGUAGGAAAAAUACCCGAUGAAAUUCAGGGCCUAGAAAAGUUGGAGAAUUUUCAAAUUUCAAGUAAUAAGUUGAGUGGUGUUAUCCCUAUGUGGGUGGGGAAUUUCACCAACUUGAGAGUUUUUACUGCCUAUGAGAAUGCAUUGGAGGGUAAAAUCCCAGAUAAUCUAGGGUUGCUUUCUGAGCUCGAAUCAUUGAAUCUGCAUUCUAACCAGCUAGAAGGCCCAAUUCCCAAAAGCAUUUUUGCUUCAGGGAAGCUGGAGUUUUUGGUUCUGACCCAGAACAGACUAGGUGGAGAUAUUCCUGAAGAAAUUGGAAACUGCAGUAGCCUUUCGAGUAUUCGAAUUGGUAACAAUGAUCUUGUAGGUAGCAUUCCUCAUGCAAUUGGGAAUGUUAGUAGCCUUACAUACUUUGAGGCUGACAAUAACAAUCUUUCUGGUGAGAUUGCUCCAGAGUUUUCUAAGUGUUCUAAUCUCACCCUCUUAAAUUUAGCCUCAAAUGGAUUUACCGGGAGAAUUCCUCCGGAGCUUGGCCAGCUCGUGAAUCUGCAGGAAUUAAUUCUCUCCGACAACAGUCUGUUUGGAGAUAUUCCAAAAUCAAUUCUCGAUUGCAAGAAUCUUAACAAGCUUGAUCUGACCAAUAAUAGAAUCAAUGGUACCAUACCAAGUGAUAUCUGCAACAUGUCGAGAUUGCAAUACUUGCUGUUGGGUCAGAAUUCGAUACGGGGUGAAAUACCUCAUGAGAUUGGAAACUGUGUUAAACUGCUUGAGUUGCAGAUGGGAAGAAACUAUUUCACUGGCAGUAUCCCUCCGGAAAUUGGUCAUAUCAAAAACUUGCAGAUUGCCUUAAACUUAAGCUUCAAUCAUCUCCAUGGACCUAUUCCUGCAGAUUUAGGGAAACUUGAUAAGCUGGUUUCUCUUGAUGUCUCCAACAAUCAGCUGUCUGAUGUCAUUCCAACUGCACUCAAGGGCAUGUUAAGCUUGAUAGAGGUUAAUUUCUCAAACAAUCUGUUCACUGGCCCGAUACCAACAUUUGUGCCAUUCCAGAAGAGUCCGAAUGCAAGUUUUCUUGGGAAUAAAGGGCUUUGUGGAGAACCACUGAGCUCCUUAUGUGCAAAUUCUAAUGGUAGUGACCGUGCAAGUUACCAUCACAGGGUUUCUUACAGGAUUGUACUGGCAGUUAUCGGUUCUGGUUUGGCAGUUUUUAUAUCGGUAACCAUUGUUGUCCUGCUGUUUAUGAUCAGAGAGAGACAGGAGAAGGCAGAAAAAGCUGCGGGGACUGAAGACGAGGUGGCCAACAACCUACCGGAGAUAGCAGCUGGCAAUGUCUUUGUUGAGAAUCUCAAACAAGCAAUAGAUCUUGAUUGUGCUGUUAAAGCAACCAUGAAGGAUUCAAACAAGAUCAGUACCGGGACUUUUAGCACAGUUUACAAGGCUGUUAUGCCGUCGGGGCUGAUUAUAUCAGUGAAGAGACUGAAAUCUAUGGACAGGACAAUCAUUCAUCAUCAGAACAAGAUGAUUCGAGAGCUCGAAAGGUUGAGCAAACUCUGUCAUGACAACCUAGUGCGUCCUAUCGGAUUUGUUAUUUACGAGGAUGUUGCUCUUUUGCUGCAUCAUUACUUGCCCUAUGGGACAUUAUCUCAGCUUCUUCAUGAAUCCACCAAGCUGCCCGAAUAUGAACCUGACUGGCCCAAAAGACUCUCUAUUGCCAUUGGAGUAGCAGAAGGAUUGGCUUUCCUUCAUCAUGUGGCGAUUAUCCACCUGGAUAUUUCUACUGGUAAUGUUCUUUUGGAUGCUAACUUCAAGCCUUUGGUUGGAGAGAUUGAGAUCUCGAAGCUCUUGGAUCCAACCAGAGGCACAGCCAGUAUCAGUGCAGUUGCAGGCUCCUUUGGCUACAUUCCUCCGGAAUAUGCAUAUACAAUGCAAGUUACAGCGCCCGGGAACGUCUAUAGCUACGGUGUUGUUUUGCUUGAGAUCCUUACAACCAAAUUACCAGUAGAUGAAGCCUUUGAUGAGGGGGUAGAUUUGGUGAAGUGGGUGCAUAAUGCUCCGGCAAGAGGCGAAACCCCAGAGCAGAUUCUCGAUGCAAGGCUGAGCACAGUGUCCUUCGGUUGGAGGAAAGAAAUGCUUGCAGCACUGAAGAUUGCAUUGCUCUGCACUGACAGCAUACCCGCCAAACGUCCGAAAAUGAAGAAGGUUGUGGAAAUGCUGCAAGAAAUAAAGAAACACUGAUGGAUAGUGAGUCAUUGAGUCUUCUAUGCCCUGAACCCAUCAAUCAGAUCAUCCAUAUUCUUGCUCGGUGUCCGAGAAAUGAAGCGAAAAGGCGGUAGUAAUCGAUUUGAGUUGAAACUGGAAGAGGGGGUGGAUGAAUGCAGGGAAAGUCCUCCCAUUGGAAAGGAUUGGUCUAAGUUUCUGUUACAUAUUAGAUCCAAAUCAUAAUGCUGUAGUUCUUGGUUUUUGAGAUUUAAAUGUGAAGGUGCAUGUCUAUGGCUUCUUUAAUCAAGUUCACACCUUUUUGCAAGGAAAA
Messenger RNA from Pyrus x bretschneideri (Chinese white pear), 3712 nucleotides. Its product is annotated as leucine-rich repeat receptor-like tyrosine-protein kinase PXC3. Gene Ontology annotation, biological process: protein phosphorylation. Bases 751 to 3417 code for a protein of 888 amino acids. The record is from RefSeq and is a predicted model, not a curated record. The transcript has 2 exons. Gene Ontology annotation, molecular function: ATP binding; protein kinase activity; receptor serine/threonine kinase binding. Lineage: Eukaryota; Viridiplantae; Streptophyta; Magnoliopsida; Rosales; Rosaceae.